GGACAGAAGAUUGGAUCCGUCUCUCUCUCUGUGACCUCGAUCCCUGUUGUUUGAACUUCAGGGUGGAGACUGAAGACUCACACUGGACUGGAAAAUCAGGUUUAUUGUUUUCUGUGUUCCUGACUCAACAUGGCCGCUCGGCGUCGUGGCCUCGUCUGGCUGCUCGUUGCUUUAUUAAGUGUCGGAGUUUGGACUCAGCGAACGGCGAAGGCUGAAGAGCAGGACCACGCCGAGGCAGAGGAGCUGGAGGAGUCAACCACGCUGGAUGAACAGCGAGGAGAAAAUAAUGAGGUAGGUGAAGAUGUGGCUGAUGAAGGAGGGCCGAGUGACUUAGAGGAAGAGGUGGAGGAAGAGGAAAAUGCAGAGGAAGAGGAGGAUAAAGCUGGGGAUGAAGCCCCAGAGAAGGAUGAAGCUGAGGAAGAAGAGGACAACAUAGCUGAUGAAGAAACCAAUGAAGAGGAAGAGGCUGAUGAAGGAGAAUUCGAUGAUGGAGCUGAGGAGGAAGGAGCUACAGAGGAGGAUGAGACAGAAGAAAAUGAAGCAGAAGAAACAGCAGCUUCCCUUGAUGAUGAUGAUGAUGAUGAAGAUGAUGAUGACAGCAAGGAGGCUACAAAUGAAGAAACAGCAGAAGAUAGAGACGAACAUCCUGAGGUGGAAGAGGCUGAUGAAGAAGGUGAUGAAGCCUCUGAUGAUGAUGAUGAUGAUGAUGAUGGAGAGGUGAUGGAAGAGGGAGGAGAGGAACCUGAGGAAGAAGUUAAACGUAUUCAUGUCACAGAACACGCCGCAGCUAAAGAUGACGCAGGACCAGCAGAGGUGGAGACCCCAGCGACCGCGGCCUAUCAGAGCGGCUCAGUGUGCCGUCUGUGCUUCAUCUGUCAGCACUGCGGUAGGUGUGAUGAAUGUCCAUGUGAGGCAGGAGAUUCAUCUGAUCACUGCCAGCACUGUGGAUCGUGUUCGUACUGCAGCGUCUGUCCUGUGAUCUGUGAACCGUUCUGUCAACCAGGUGGAUUGGUGGAUCUGGUGUCUGGGACGCUCUAUCAGACCGUCUCUUCUUACCUGUGAGGACGGUUUGGAUCGUCUCCGUUACACCGCGGUUCACAGCGACGUUCCAGCUCAGCGUCUCGGUUCAUCUUCUAAACCUGUGAUGCUACAAACAUCUUCACAGACCUGAAGAUGUGACCUUUGACCUAUGAUGACCUCUAAUGACCUUUAAUUUAAUCUGUUUAGCUGAAGAAUCAGGGAGCUUUUAGCACAUGAGAGACACAGCAGGGUGUAGAAAUAAUUCUAUACAUUUUUAUUUUAUAGAAUUGUGUUGAGUAAACAACUGAUCUGUAACGUUCAAGGAAUCAAAUAUAAUAAAAUAUUUAAAAUAUCACAUUUAAAACAUUUUAAACAUUUGAA
Trichomycterus rosablanca is the source of this 1401-nucleotide messenger RNA. RefSeq names its product sarcoplasmic reticulum histidine-rich calcium-binding protein. Lineage: Eukaryota; Metazoa; Chordata; Actinopteri; Siluriformes; Trichomycteridae. The transcript is spliced from 6 exons. Gene Ontology annotation, molecular function: calcium ion binding. The record is from RefSeq and is a predicted model, not a curated record. Bases 130 to 1062 code for a protein of 310 amino acids.